CCCAGAGCACUUUCUAGUUUCUUCCCCAGGGAGGGAGGGAGGGAGGGAGGAGAGGGUGGUUGUGGUUUUGACCAUGAGGAGAAAAGAGUGGAUCAUUCAUGGCCUUUUGAUCUUCGGAUGCUAUAUGGCCUGUGCACUGGGGGCAUCAGUCCAGCAGAAGGCUGAAUCUGUCACACCAAUCUCAACCUUCUCCCCUCCAGAGGGCAACACAACAUUCAUCGAUGGCACCACAUGGUGUGUGGCCCAGCCGGGAGUCUCCCAGGAGGACCUUCAGAAUGCACUUGAUUGGGCCUGUGGACUGGGUGCAGCUGAUUGCUCUGCGGUCCAACCCGACGGCCCCUGCUACCAACCUGACACCCUGCUCUCCCAUGCCUCCUAUGCCUUCAAUAGCUAUUACCAGCAGAAUGGCAACUCCGACAUUGCCUGCAACUUUGGUGGCACUGCAGCCAUCACAACAAGAAAUCCGAGUUAUGGAUCCUGCGUGUAUCUUACUUCGGAGCCUACUUCUGCUUCGACGCCGCCUCUCGCAAGGAGUUUUACAUUGCAGGGUUUGAUAAUUUUUGAUUUUCUUGUGCUUAAUCGCUGGUCAUUGAUGAUGCAUAAUUGGAAGGGAUGUGGGAUCGGUGUACAUUGCUAGUUUCAUGAAAUGGAUGGCAGAAUUCAUCUGUUUUGAUGGACCUGUUCUUGAUAGAUGGUGGUGGUAAUUGUUUAUAAUUUAUAUAAAUUUUGAGAUUUUAUGAGAAUUUUA
Messenger RNA from Elaeis guineensis (African oil palm), 748 nucleotides. RefSeq names its product major pollen allergen Ole e 10. NCBI's taxonomy places the organism in Eukaryota, Viridiplantae, Streptophyta, Magnoliopsida, Arecales, Arecaceae. The record is from RefSeq and is a predicted model, not a curated record.